AUGGUGCAACUCACCGAAAUCACUGAGAAGACCGAGUCUUCACUAAAAAUCUCAGACGAUCAAAAUGCACCACCACAACAAACACAAACAACAACUACUACAGACAAGGAUUCUCAAAAUGAGGCUAUAUCAACACCAGCGGCAGCAGGUCCAAUCGGCCCAUCACCGCCAGAAGUCGCAGCCCCAGAGCUGCCGCCCCAGCUCGCCCGCAACGCCGGCAAGACGGCCGAGGAGAUCAUGGAGGACCUGAACAAAUCACCGCUGUUCAUGACUGAGCUGGAGGAGAACGAUGACGUGGCCGCGCUGGAGGCGCUGGCCUACGAGGGCACGCCGCUUGAGAACGCCACGGACUUCAAGGAGCGCGGCAACGAGUGCUUCAAGCAGCGGCGGUGGCGCGACGCGGUCGAGUUCUACGGGAGGGGCGUCGCGAUCGUGGUGAAGGAGGGCAAGCGCCGCGAGAAGGGCGAGAGGCCGCGCGAGAACGACCCGCGGGGCGACGACGAGGCCGAGGUGGCGGCGCAGCGCGCCGUGCUCGAGGCGCUGUACGUCAACCGCGCCGCGGUGCAGCUGGAGCUGCAGAACCACCGCUCGUGCUGGCUGGACUGCGCCGCGGCGCUGAAGCUGAACCCGCGCAACGUCAAGGCGUGGUACCGCAGCGCGCGGGCGCUGCUGGCCGUGGGGCGGGUCCAGGAGGCCGACGACGCGUGCGCGGGCGGGCUGAGCGUCGACGGCGACAACGCCAGCCUGCGCGCCGUCGCGAGGGACAUCAUCGCGCGCGCCGAGGAGCAGGACCGCAAGGCCAAGGCCGAGGAGGACAAGAGGCGCGCGCUGCAGCGGCGCGCGGCGUUCCUGGCCGGCGCGCUCAAGGAGCGCAACGUCACCGUCCGCACGAGCGGCAGGCCGCCCGACAUGGGCGACGCGCGGCUCGAGCUCGUGCCCGACCCGGAAGACCUCAACAGCACGCUCAGCUUCCCCGCCGUGCUGCUGUACCCGCUGCACUACGAGAGCGACUUCAUCAAGGCCUUCAACGAGAAGGAGGCGCUCGUGCAGCACUUUGGCUACGUGUUCCCGCUGCCGUGGGACAAGGAGGGUGAGUACAGCACCAACUCGGUGGAGUGCUUCAUGGAGACGGCGGCGGGCGGCUUGGUCAAGGUCGGCAAGAAGGUGCCGCUGCUGAAGGUGCUGAGCCUGGACAGUGUCGAGGUGGUCGAUGGGGUCGUGAAGAUCUACGUGGUCCCCAAGGCCAAGGCGGACGCCUGGGUGCAGGACUUCAAAGCGGCCAAAGCGAAAGAGAAGGAAGUUGGGAAGUCGUAG
Messenger RNA from Diaporthe amygdali, 1314 nucleotides. RefSeq lists its product as uncharacterized. The record is from RefSeq and is a predicted model, not a curated record. Gene Ontology annotation, biological process: protein folding. Gene Ontology annotation, molecular function: Hsp90 protein binding. Bases 1 to 1314 code for a protein of 437 amino acids. NCBI's taxonomy places the organism in Eukaryota, Fungi, Ascomycota, Sordariomycetes, Diaporthales, Diaporthaceae. The transcript has a single exon.